Messenger RNA from Chironomus riparius, 3197 nucleotides. NCBI's taxonomy places the organism in Eukaryota, Metazoa, Arthropoda, Insecta, Diptera, Chironomidae. The record is from the annotation of a GenBank genome assembly.
CACUGUGGAAACCAAAAAACAAAUUCUUUAUCUUAAAACACUUGACAAAAUAGCGACAUAAUUCAGGAUUAAUUACUUUUUAAUAAUAUUUUAACAUUUACGAGAAAAUGUGGUUCAAAUAAGUGUGAAGUAUGGCCGAGAUUUGGACCAAAAUCAGCUAUACUGGUUCAUAGUGUUCCCGAGGGUGACAAAAUUCAAACUAAGUGUUUUUGUAGCUGACAUAAUUAUGACAUAAAUUAGGUAUAACUUUUGAACUGUGUCGAUAUGGGUCUCGGCUGUACUUCACGCCCACCCUUCAAACUUAUGCUGAGCUAAUCUUGGUCUAUCCAUAAGACUUUUGAUGGUACGGUGUGAAUAUAUCCGCAUUGGGUUUCUACCCGAUACACUACUUUAAAAAAUAAUUACUCAAGAUUUAAAGUUAGAUCUAGAAAAAUCACAAUUUAUGAAUAAUUCCUUAAUCUUGUGUUCAUUGUGAUGAUUCUAGCUAAAUCGAAAUAACCCAAACAAAAGUCCCGACAUCAACGUGACUCACAAUAUCGUAUUAAAGUUUUGUAAUUCAAAUGAGAAUUUAUUUUAGUUCUUCAAAUCUAGUUGAACAAGUUGGUUGUCUUACCAAUUGCAUCCACAAAGUGUAAUUGCCAUUAUAUUAUAUUUACGGAAGGUACGAAACAUUUGCUUACUGUAAUUAUCUCUGUAAGUAUCGCUGUACAAUAAAUAUUUUUGUUUAUGAAUUUAUGAAUGCACAAGGCUUGAUAAGAUAGCUGAAAUUCGUCGAAAUUUAAAAUUAAACGUAAUAAAAAUUGAUGGGUGCAAUAAAAGUAAUAAUUAAUUGGGGGGGUAAUUCAAGGCACUUAAAGAAUUCUGAUUACUUAAUCAGUUGAGAAUAAAAGGCACUGACAGUGAAGAAUUAAUUUUAUUCAGUAAUCCAGUUAUUUCACAGUUAUACUAAGUGAUGAAUAAUAUUUUAUAAAUGGACGUGCAACAGAUAACACCUGAAAUCACAAAACUUCAAAAGCAUUUUUAGGGAAGACGUUCAUAAAUGAUGUCAAAUAAAUUUUGGAAAGGAAGCUUUGAAGCUGUAAAAUCUUAGUUGUAGCUUGUCAGGGAAGACCUGUCACUCCCCUCGAGAUUGAAUUUAGUAUGUUAAAAAAAUGAGGAUCCCUUGUAAACAUUGAGGACGUAUCGCUAUGAGCUUGUGAUAUCCUUAGUAAAUUGAAAACUUUCGAUGACGAGAGGAGAGGGGUCUCAAAGUUUUUGAAGGGAAACGUUUUAAGGAAGAAGGGGUCUUAAAUUUUGUGACAGUUCAAACAAAGAAAAUUUGCUGGCUAGUGUGUAGGGGAGAGGGUCUAGAACCAUCUCCAUAGAAAAUGAAGAGGAGGGCGUGAGAGUCUAAAGAUCUCUUAGGCAUCAUUUGUGAUCGACCCCUUCUAAUGAGUUGACUAUUUCGUCUAGCCGAAGAAAUUCUGUUUUGUGUUUGAUAUGCACAAUACAUUGAAACAAUAUACAUCCAUAUGCCAUACGAUAGCUUUUAUCUUUAUAAUAUUUUUGCUAUCGACAAAAAAAAAGAAUUGUAUAAAUAUUAUGCUUAACUGAAUUUAAAAAAGAAAAUAGUCUUGUUUUAGCUCUUGAUUUGACAACAUUACUUUCCCUACUCCUCUAUUAGGAAUUUAUUUUAAAACAAACAUGACGAAAGUGUCACAAAAAAUUCAUGACUUAAUCGACUGUGAUUUAGUUCUCGAUAAAAAUAAAUUACAGAAUGUGAUGAUAAAUUUUGAGCGAGAAAUUAAGAAAGGGCUUAAAAAAGCCUCACAAGCUGAAUCGGAAGUAAAGUGCUUUGUGACAUAUGUGACUAAACUACCGCAAGGCAGUGAAACUGGAAAGUUUCUAGCAUUAGAUUUAGGUGGUACGAACUUCCGUGUCUUACUGAUUCAUCUUAAAGGCGAAGAGGAUUAUGAGUUUGAGUCCAAAAUUUAUGCAAUUCCACAAUCUAUAAUGCUCGGAUCUGGAACUGAAUUAUUUGAUCACAUUGCAUUUUGCCUUGCUGAAUUUGUGCGAGAAAACAAAGUUCAAGAUGAGGUGUUGCCUUUGGGAUUUACUUUUUCAUUUCCGUGCCAACAGAACGGACUUACAAAAGGUUUAUUGAUUAAAUGGACUAAAGGCUUCAACUGUAGUGACGUGGUUAAUAAAAAUGUCGUUGAACUGCUCGAAGAUGCCAUCCGUAAGAGAAAUGACAUAAAAAUCCUCAUCUGUGCAAUUCUCAACGAUACAACAGGAACAUUAAUGAGUUGUGCAUGGAAAUAUAAUAAUUGUAAAAUCGGUGUUAUUAUUGGAACCGGCACUAAUGCAUGUUAUAUGGAAAAGUCAUGUAAGGCUGAAUUCUUCGAAACGAAUGAUAAGGUUCGCGAAGAAAAUGUCAUCAUUAAUACCGAGUUUGGCGCGUUUGGUGAAAAAGGAAGUCUAAACGAAAUUAUUACAAUGUACGAUAAGGAUGUAGACGAAAACAGUAUUAAUGCCGGCAAUCAACUAUUUGAAAAGAUGAUAUCAGGAAUGUAUAUGGGAGAAUUAGUCAGACUUGUGAUUGUAAGGCUCGCAGAGAAAAAGUUACUUUUUAAUGGAAAAAUAUCGGAAAAACUAAAGACUAGAUAUCAAUUUUACACAAAAUACGUCUCAGAGAUAGAAGCAGAUGAUGAGAAUGUAUUUAUGAUGGCUAGAGAAGUAUUAAAUGAAUUGGAUAUUCAUGAUGCAACAGAUGAAGACUGUCGAAUUGUAAGAUAUUGCUGUGAAGUGAUAAGUCGGCGUGCAGCACAGCUUGUAUCAAGCGCAUUAGCAGUAUUAAUGCUUAGAAUUGGCGAUCCAAACAUCACAAUUGGAGUUGACGGUUCCGUGUACAGAUUCCAUCCAAAAUUCCAUGAUCUCAUGACUGAUACAAUCAAGGAAAUUGUCCCAUCAAAUUAUAACUUUAAAUUUGUACUCUCUGAAGAUGGAAGUGGACGAGGUGCAGCAUUAGUUGCUGCUGUAGCAUCAAGAGACAUUAAAGAUAAGAUUUAAUUUGAUUUAUUUUCAAAAUCGCCAAUGUUUUAUUUGCCUUUAUAAUCUUGAUACUUAAUAUUCUUUUUUAAUGCUUAACUAUAUCCAAUAAGCUUAUAUUUAUAUUCUUUCUUUGAUUUUUUUUUGAAAAAAUAAAUGAGAUAAAUAUA